CAAUAUAUUAUCUUCCAGGCAAAAAAACUUAAGAAUGGAAGAUUUAAUCUUAAUUCAACUAACAUUAUCAGAUGGAAUACAACUAUUGUUCUCUUGAAAUGUCAAAUGAAAUAACAAAAAAGCUAGAUCUAGGUGUGCGUUUGUAAGAUUGUAAACGUUUCUGCCUGUAAGACCAUACGCGGGGAACCACUUCCUUAAUAUUAUGCGUGCGCGGGUUAUUUACAAAUUGUUAGCCGCGCCAUUGUUUUUGCUAAGGCUAACGGUUGCUAUAUUUGCAAUGAAAUAGUAUUUCUAGCAACUUUCAAAUAUAUUUCCACUUCCUUUGCGCUAAUUUGUGACACUACCAGUUAAAAAAAUGCAUUAUGAUGGUUGAGCAAUUACAUCGUUCUCAAAAACGAAAUGAUAGCUAACGUUAGCGGUUAACUGUUUAUUUCAGUGUUGCAUUUGGAAACGGUCGAGGGACAUACCGUUUAAAACAAACAACGGAUAAACACAAAUGGAGAAAAAAUACCCUUCUUUGAAAAGACCCAAAAGGAAACUCUGCUAUAUAACAGACAAAGAAAGCCCAUCUAAGCAGUGGACAGGAGCGUUAUCCCUGGAAGAUGUAGACAAGAUGUUUGAUGACAUCGAUUCAUGCACACCUCUACAUCCACCGUCUCCCCUGCUCCAGAGCUCUGAUACUGAGACGAACCCCAGUGAGACCCAACUCUCUGUUAGCCCACAGCAGAAACAUCCAACAGAAAAACCUCAAGAACAUCAAACGGCAUUACCCAAUCAAGCCAGUCCUGUGACUUUGGCUGAUAACAAAACACAGGGUCCUGAUGGAGAUUCCGUAGAUCAUUCCUUGGGAUCUUUAAGUCCUAAACUGGACAUAAAUUUUGACAUCCCAUUCAAAGCAAAUGGACAUGUAAAGACCUCCAGCCCUAUUGAGAAGAACAUAGAUGUAAAAGAGCAGGACAACAAAAACGACCAAGUUGUAUCUCCCAUUCUCUUCAACUGUGAAGAUGAAGUUGUUGAGGAACUUAACAAAGACUCUCCAGUCAGUCAGAAGCCCCACUGUAAUGGACUAAAUGCAGAGGAGAGUGCUGAUUUAGAUCUGGAAUCCCCCCCAAGCAGAGUCACUCUCACCAAAAAGUCAAGUCAUAAAAUGAAGGCAAAAGAACCACAGGCUCAUAACGGACAAAAUGAUACAGACCUGCCUGCUUCAACAGUGAGACAGGAUCCUGAAUUCACAGCACCUGAGGAUAACGCCAAAAAUGUUUCCUCCCAGCCAUCUGAAGAGAUGUCCUCACGUGUGGGAAAACAUAUGAUUAGUAAGAAGUCACCAGUUAAAGCACCACCUCCCGCUGCCCCUCCUGAGCCAGAAGACAAUUUCCUGAUUCUGGAAGAUGAUGCACCUCUUUGGUUUUCCAUCCCAAGCAAAAGUACCACGAAUAAAAGACCACAACUGAGCAAGACUUCCAGCAAUGACAAAGAGCACCUUACCGAUAACAGAAGCCCUGAUAGUCUAUUAGAAAAUCAACAAGAACAGCACAGACUGGAAACGCCAAGCAGCAAAGAUGAAGAUCAGUCUGUUACUAAAAAAAAGAAGAAGAAUUCUGAGGUGACUGGGCCUAAAAAUGAUGGAGAGGCUGACUUACAGGAUCUGCCUACAGGUGACAUGGUGGAACAGCCGAAAGCGAAAAAAAAGAAACAGCAACUGAGGAAAUCUUCAUCCAAAUUGAGUGACAAAAAAGAAGAUCAACCAAAAAACACACCCAAAGAAAACACAUCCCUGGAAACAAAAACAAAAGCACACAAGCUCUCCGAAAAGAAAAUGUUAAAAGUUUGUAAAGAAAAUACCAGGACGGGCAAGGCCAGCGCAUUAAAAGAGGCCAGAGAACGUUCAACCCGAUUGGGUGCUGUGAAGGAGAUGGAGCAGGUGGAUUUAAUCAAGGAGCAAAGUCAGGAGCAGCGCAGUACAGAACCUUCAGAUUCUGAGGCCCAGGGCUAUUUGUCAGAUGAAAGGACUACAGGAAACAAACAGCCAGGAGCCUCCAGUGGAAGUGUGUCUGAAGAUGCUGGGCUGCUUGGGAAAAGGAAAAGAAGGAAAACUGGUCAGUGGUGGCUCAACUCCCCUCAGGACACAGAGGAAACAGAGAGCCAGCAGCCUACUAUUAAGAGGUCAAAGCAGAAAAAUAAAGAGCCCAACCCUGCAGGUCGUUCACCGGCAAAGGCCAGGAAUGAAAAAGUUAACAAGAAGAUUAGUCAGAAACAGCCCGCAAAAAUACCCAGCAAGCAUUCUGAGAAAUCUAAACAGAAGAAAACCAAGCAGAACAAAAAGAGAAAUGGAAAAGGAGAUGAGGCAGAUAAGAUAAAAGCAGCGGGGGAAAUAUUCAGCGCAGACGAGGCAGAGCCGGAGCAGCAGGACAUCUGUAAUCAAGACCUGGAUCCGCAGCAGUCCAUUCCCUUGGUCUUUUCACACAGAGACCACAGUCUCAGCUCUGGAGGUCAAAUAUUUCAAAGAGUCUAUCAUGGCUCCAGUGACAAAAUAUCAGCACCUGCCUCUCCCAAACAACCCAGGGAGCAGCUGACAGAGGCAGAGGCCGGAAAGCGGCGGAGGCGGCCACCUGGUACCUGGUGGUCAUUAAAGAGCGGGGCUAAAGAUUCAGAGAGCGUCGACACGCAGCCUCAGAAUCCUACUCCCAAGGGGCCCAAAGGACGACAGAGAAAGAAAAGCCAGCCUAAACAGAGGAAAUCUUCUGGUCUCGGUGCGCCACAGAACGGCAACGUGUUAGUCCCAGUGAAACCUGCGGGAGGAGCUCCAGUGCCUCCUCUGUCCGCUCCAAAGACAGUCAAACGCUCUUUGGCAACCUUCAAAAACAUUUUCACCUCUGGCAUAGAGACUCCCAGUGCGGUCAGUGACAGAGACGCACAUCAGAGUAGCAGAUGUCACGUCACCCCACACCCUGCAGAGGUGAUUUCUGCCACCAGCUUCAUAACAGGCAGCCGAGCCGAGGAAGAUAAAGCUGACGGGGCCAUUGCGGGAUGCACAGACCACGACGCCCCACAAGACGGAGAGUGUCAGUCUGAGGACACGUUAAAAGUCCUGAGAAGUGGACCGUCCUCCAUGAUUGAGCUGGAGCAGUACGAAGAAAAUGACGACAUAAUUUUGCCAUCAUCGAGAGUCCAAGCUGCGCUGUCUGUUUCAGAUCUGUGUGCUCCUCCUCUCAAACCACUGAGUUUACACCCGAAUGAUAAGGCCAACCUCACCGAGUGGUUCCAGAGUCUGUGGUCCACCUCUGCCGAUGAUGGUGCCUCCGCCACUCCAGAGCAAUUUGACUGGUACUCCUACCAGGACCGAGCCCUUGGCUUCCAGGUGGAUCUGAACAGCGGCUCCAUCUGCUCUGGAAAGAUCCUGCUGGGAUCCCACAUGAAGAAGCCCCUCUGGGUGGAUCACAGCGCCACAACGGUCUUUAAUUUAUUAACCAGCUCGGUGAGCGUGACCAUUGACGGUGGCGUGUCCCGCUACAGGUCUGGACAAGCCUUCAUGGUCGAAUGUGGAAGAGCCUACAGCAUCCACAAUAACAAGGCACAGCCGGCCGUGCUGUACUUCACCAGGGUGUUGGCAGAUAGUCCGGACUGACACCACCAGCCAGCCAGAUUUUUAUUUGAAACCACCAAACUCCUGCAUGUGUUCUAAAGCACACUGGGCUUCGUCAGUAUUUAAAUGGUCUUAUUUUGAGUAUAGAUAUGAGUUGUAAGUAUGAGAUUCGGUGUAAUUUUUAAACAAACUUUUCAAGCCUAAGCUGUGCUUCAGAUUGUAAGAUUCUGCCAAAGCAGACUUAAAAAAAACUUGUAAAUAAAUUUCCUUUUUUUUUGUCUUUUGCAGUUUAUUUUCAUUUGAAAUAUAAAGUUCUUGGAUGUAGAUUUAUUUGGGGGGGAGGGGAUUGAAUAUGAUUAAAAAAAACAUUUUUUUUUAGGAUGUAAUCUGUACUUUUCUUUGCAGGUUCACAAACAACAAAUGCUUUAAUUCAAAACAUUAAACAAAAGCAGGGAAAUAUUUUUUCUGCGUUUUUUGAUUGUCUAAUGUGAAAUAAUGCACA
Menidia menidia (Atlantic silverside) is the source of this 4085-nucleotide messenger RNA. NCBI's taxonomy places the organism in Eukaryota, Metazoa, Chordata, Actinopteri, Atheriniformes, Atherinopsidae. The record is from the annotation of a GenBank genome assembly.